This is a messenger RNA of Sinocyclocheilus anshuiensis, 1546 nucleotides long. RefSeq names its product calcium-independent phospholipase A2-gamma-like. Gene Ontology annotation, cellular component: membrane. The annotation marks the transcript as partial. Lineage: Eukaryota; Metazoa; Chordata; Actinopteri; Cypriniformes; Cyprinidae. The record is from RefSeq and is a predicted model, not a curated record. Gene Ontology annotation, biological process: arachidonate metabolic process. The transcript has 6 exons.
GCCCAAUCAAACACGCUGUUGGGUGUCACGUGACCGAAUGCGGAAGUGCGCGCUGUGUUUAUCGAAUGACCCUCAAACAACUGUUAAUAACCAGCUAACUUAGUAUAAUAACCGACACCCAGCCUUCAUUAUGCGAGUUUAACCAGCAGGAUGAUGAGGAGCUUUCUGGAAGUGAGCUGAAGAACCGUCACCAUGACCGUGGUCUGCCUGCUGGACGGCUGCGCGCUGCGUUUGUGCCACAGACCGGGACGUGUGUCCGCCGUCCUGUCCGCGUCCCCGCUGAGGAGCCCGACCUGUAGGCUGAGCUGUAGGCUGAGCUGGAGGCCCGGGCGCAGCCGGAGGUUCUGGUUCUGCAGGGCAGGAUCGUACGCAAACGUCUCGGCCUUCAGCACGUCGACGCGACGCGGGGCAGCCGACCUGAGAUAUCACGCGUCCCGUGUGAGGAGCGUUCUGGACUCAGCCUGGAAAGCAGCGAGAGAGACGCAACUCAAAGCCGAGGAGACCUCGAGCCCGCCUGCUGCUCCGCCCCCCACACUUGUUGCUACGACAACUGAGAUCCAGGAAGAGAAGCUGUGCAGAGUGACCGGAGCAGCCCAGCUCACUACACAACAGGCUCCGCCCUCAGCAAUUGUUGCAACGGCAACUGAGGUCCAGGAAGAGAGGGAGUGUGGAGUAACUGAAACAGCCCCGCCCACUAUACCACAGGCUCCACCCACCAAACAGGCCACGCCCAUCUUCCACCCAGGCUCCCUCAGCAUUUAUCUAGGCGAGACUUACGACUAUGUGUCUCAGCAUAUCAACUCUUACUUCAGCAGCUUAACUAAACCCGGCCCAGAUGUCACCCAGCCCGCGUCCUCUCGCCCGGAAACGCCUCGUGCCCUCUUUCUUCGACCUUCUUUGCGGGAACCCUCUUUCUCUCUCGGAAAAGGACUCGGGAGCUACUUGAACUACUCGCCGCCGAGCGUCCAGGGCUUCAUAGGGAACUACAUUACGCCGCUGGUCCCCCGGUUCAGAACGGAGCCCAAAAGCGCGUCGGUGGAGGCGGAUGAAGCUGCUUCUGAUGAUGCUGAACGCAACAAAACGGUCCAGAGUGAAGAUCAGAGAGCGGCGGAGGAGAGAGCCAGACGCCUGCAGCUCCAGAGAGAGAAGAUCGUGGCGCGGGUGAGCGUGGAUAACCGGACUCGGGCUCUGGUUCAGGCUCUGCGCCGGGCGUCAGACGUGCGGCUCUUCAUCCCUUGGGUGGAGGAUCUCAGUCUCCAUCUGCUGGAGUUCCCAGAAACACGAUCGGUGGCCGUCAAGGAGCGUGUGAUCCCGUGUCUACUGCGUCUGCGUCAGGCCGGUGACGUGUGUCUGCAGUCCGCGGUCCGACAGGCUCUGGCUCUGCUGGGCUUCACUGAGCCCGUGAGGAAGCGCGGCAUCCGGAUCCUGGCCAUCGACGGAGGGGGGACCCGGGGUCUGCUGGCCCUUCAGACUCUGCGCCGCUUACAGGAGCUGUCAGGAAAACCUGUCCAUCAGCUGUUCGACUACAUCUGUGGCGUCAGCACAG